Tarenaya hassleriana is the source of this 1303-nucleotide messenger RNA. RefSeq lists its product as uncharacterized. Bases 167 to 1186 code for a protein of 339 amino acids. Gene Ontology annotation, molecular function: peptidyl-prolyl cis-trans isomerase activity. NCBI's taxonomy places the organism in Eukaryota, Viridiplantae, Streptophyta, Magnoliopsida, Brassicales, Cleomaceae. The record is from RefSeq and is a predicted model, not a curated record. The transcript has 5 exons. Gene Ontology annotation, biological process: protein peptidyl-prolyl isomerization.
ACAAAACAGAUCUUAAUCCGCCAUGAAUGUUGAAAGAUUCCAGGACGUAAACCACCGAGUUGACUCACCAACUCUCUGCCUUUCAUUAUUUUUAGAUUCCUCGUCUUCCCCAUGAAACAUCGGGCUCCCUUUCCUUUUCUCGCUCUCUCACUCCUCCUCCUCCUCGAUGCCUCGCCGACCAAACGACGCCGAGCCCGGGCGUUUUACCUCCGCCGCUCUUCUCUUCAUCGGCUUGAUCUCAUGCCUUGUCGUCUACGCCGUCAUCUCCUCGGUCCUCCGCCCCAACGAUCCUAGCCGCGAUCCCACCGCCCGGGUUUCCGAGAACCGCCGUGUAGCUGCGGCGGAGGGCGGCGCAGGGUGUUGCCGUGGAAUCGAUAAUCUGGAGCUGUGGGGUCCGGCGGUGAAGUGGGGGUCGGAUUUCAAGCUCGAUUCGUCGGAGGACUGUUGCAAGGCGUGUAAGGGUAUGUGCAGCGGCACCGACGGGCCUUGCCUGUGCGACACCUGGGUGUUCUGUGGGAACAAAGAGGCUUGCGGGUCGAAAUUUGGCGAGUGUUGGUUGAAGAAGCAAAAAGAUGCAUUGGCACCUGAUCGGCAAGAAGGUGGCCAGAAAGAAAUGUGGACAUCUGGGCUCAUCUUCGGACAUGGCGAGGGAAUUGUCGUCUUUGAGACAGACCAUGGCAGACUUCAUGUCAAACUUCACCCAGAGUGCGCCCCUCAUUCAGUGUACUAUAUUCUUAGUUUAUUGAGGCUGCACCACUGCGCUGGCUGCCAUUUCUAUCGGGCAGAGAGCAGAGGAUCACACUGGGAUUCAGAAGGCAACCAUGUUAACAAUGCUCCAUAUGGUCCACCGUUUGGUCUGAUCCAAGGAAUUCUCGAAGCGGAAGGAAACCCGUUUAAACCAAUCCCGAAGGAGCAUUGCCCGACCAUAGGACGUGGGUCGGUGGCUUGGGUCGGGUCAGGACCGGAAUUCUUCGUAAGCCUGGCUAACCACCCGGAAUGGAAGAACUCCUACACGGUCUUUGGAUCUGUUCUUCCGGAGGACAUGGAAGUUGCGGAGAAGAUCGCGGGUCUACAGACCAGACCCGAUGUCUGGAACAGCGUCAACGUGUCCGUGUUGGAGAAACCUGUGUCUUUUGUCGUCCGGAGAAUGAAAAAGGACCGAGAAAUACAUGUGGAUGGUUCUUGAUUCUUCUCUCUUUUUGGUUUUCUUCUUAAUUGGCUUCCUGUUUUAUGCAGGAAUUGGAUUUUUUUUUUGGCUUUUUAAUAGUUAAUAUCAAGCUUUCUUCUUGGCCUUAAGGUUAAA